GAUUGAGUUUAUAAAUAAUAAUAUGCAGGUAAAAGUCAACUGCUUUGCAGCAGAGAUCCCCAUCAGUGAAGCAUUCCGCCACUAUUUCUUUUUUUAAAAAGAGUCUUUUCUUUCUCUCUCUUUCUUUUUUUUUCGUUUUCUUUAUUUUCAUAAAGUUGCAUACAUUAUACAUACAUUGGUAUAAAUGGAAGGCAUGUAUCAAAACAAUCUUUAUCCUCAACAACAACAACAACAGCAGCAGCAAACUUCAUCUUAUAUGAUACCACCUAACCAUUCAUCCGAUCAUACUUAUUCUCACUAUGGCUCAUACCACCGCACAAGUGCAUUCUCAGAUGCUAGAUCAUACCAGCCUACUAGUUCUGCACCACCCUCAAGUACAUCUUAUCAUUCGGCUGGACUGAAUACAUCCGAUAAUUAUCCUUCUGAUUUCCAUCCUCCUACUCAAUACAGUCCUUCUUCUUCUUUGGCUUGGCCUUCUAGUAACAGCCAUCUGUCUUGGAACACAUCAAGCCCUCCUUCUGCUUCUUCUUCGCGACACAAUAGUUACAGUAGUAGUAAUGGUUAUCCUUCCCUUAUCCACGGCCCUCCUAUGCAAAGAGCAAAAUUAACCACGACUGUUUGGGAGGAUGAAGGCACUGUGUGUUAUCAAGUUGAUGCCAAAGGUGUGUGUGUUGCUCGUCGACAAGAUAACGACAUGAUUAAUGGCACUAAAUUACUGAAUGUGGUGGGCAUGUCUCGAGGCAAACGUGAUGGUAUCCUCAAGAACGAAAAAGGCCGUGUGGUUGUCAAGGUGGGUGCUAUGCAUCUCAAAGGUGUUUGGAUCACAUUUACUCGAGCAAAAGACUUGGCCACCAAAUUUAAAAUUGUAGAUAUUCUUUAUCCUCUUUUUGUAGAAGAUCCUAGUGUCUUUUUAACCACUCCACACGCAGCAACAAAUUUGCCUGUCAUGUCACCACCCAACACAUUAACUCCAAGAGCUUAUCAAAGUACAAACAGUUUUGGUUCUUUUUCUAUGUCUUCAUGGGAAAAGCAAUCCCUUCCUACCCUUCCUCCUCCUCCACCACCACCACCAGCACACGAUCAAAUGCUUAUUCGAUCUCAAGCCAAUGAAAGUGGCAGUUGUAGUCCUGUUCCUGGUACCCUUCUGCCUUCCCACCAAGAGAAUGACAUGUAUCUCCUGAGCCACCAUACUACUCGACCAUCUUACCAUUCAAACGCGUAUGCUUUGUAUGACCCUCCUCCUUCAGGAACUAGUCAGACGCCGUUUCCUUAUACGCAGCGUAAAGCAGAGAAGGAACAAAGAAGAAGCAGUAUUGAUUUUCCUAGCAGCCCUCCACCUGAAAGCACAAGUAUGAAAUACACAGCAUUGGAUACCAGUUGGCAAGAAACAAGACAAUUGCAUGAAAAAAUCAGUUCCCCACAUAAAAAGAGUUCUCCAUUAGGUAUGUAACUUUCAUUCCCUACGUUGAUUUACUCACCCUUAUCUCUGAAGCACGUCACCUUUUAUCCAAUGAAUUGGAACACACAAGAAAAAGAUCACAGCAAGAUAUCUGUCUAAAUCAACCUAAACGUAUGCGAAGUGAUUUGACUUCCUCUUGAUAAUAAAAAUAAUAAUAAAAAUAUAUAUUUAUUAAAU
Messenger RNA from Gilbertella persicaria, 1636 nucleotides. RefSeq lists its product as uncharacterized. Gene Ontology annotation, molecular function: sequence-specific DNA binding; DNA-binding transcription factor activity. The record is from RefSeq and is a predicted model, not a curated record. Bases 185 to 1450 code for a protein of 421 amino acids. Gene Ontology annotation, biological process: positive regulation of transcription by RNA polymerase II. Gene Ontology annotation, cellular component: nucleus. The transcript is spliced from 5 exons. Lineage: Eukaryota; Fungi; Mucoromycota; Mucoromycetes; Mucorales; Choanephoraceae.